AUGACGGUUAUCGACGUGUUGAGCAAAUACGCGUGGGUUUUGCCGCUGAAGAGCAAGAGCGGAAGCGAGGUAGCCGCGGCGUUAUCCAAGAUAUUUCGCGACGAUGAUAUCCGCAAAAUCUACAAACGGACAAGGACAAGGAGUUCUACAACGCCUCCAUGGCUCGACGCUCUAUCGCGUUUAAUCUCGGAGUAUAACAACCGCGCGCAUCAAACGAUCGGAAUGCGACCGGCGGACGUAACUCUCGCCAUUGCCAAGAGACUCCUCUCCACGGUAUACAGUCAUUUGAAAAUCGCAGCCCCCGCAAGAUUCAAGGUGAACGAUCCGGUAGGCGUCAGCAAGUUCAAAACGAUUUUCGAGAAGAGAUAUACGCCUAACUGA
Molecule: messenger RNA, 381 nt
Organism: Pogonomyrmex barbatus (red harvester ant)
Lineage: Eukaryota; Metazoa; Arthropoda; Insecta; Hymenoptera; Formicidae
Source: RefSeq, a predicted model, not a curated record